Molecule: messenger RNA, 3327 nt
Organism: Salvelinus namaycush (lake trout)
Lineage: Eukaryota; Metazoa; Chordata; Actinopteri; Salmoniformes; Salmonidae
Product: GAS2-like protein 2A
Exons: 5
Coding region: 1-3327 (1108 amino acids)
Biological process (GO): protein localization to microtubule plus-end; actin crosslink formation; microtubule bundle formation
Cellular component (GO): microtubule plus-end; actin filament; stress fiber
Molecular function (GO): actin filament binding; microtubule binding; cytoskeletal adaptor activity
Source: RefSeq, a predicted model, not a curated record
AUGGCUGAUCAGAGUAACAUCCAGUCUGCUGCUUCCAAAAGCAUCCGGCCGUUCAAGUCCAGCGAGGAAUACCUGUAUGCCAUGAAGGAGGACCUGGCCGAGUGGUUUAACACGCUGUAUGACCUGGAUAUAACGGCGGACACCUUUAUGGAAGGGCUGGAGACUGGCUGUGCCCUCUGUCGGCAUGCCAACAAUGUGAAUCGCGCAGCGCUGGACUUCCAGAUGGAGUACCCGGAGGUUGCACAGUCAUUGAGGAUGCCAACCAAGGAUGUGGUUUUUCAGUCGCGCAACGUGGUCCCUGGGUCGUUUUUGGCUCGGGAUAACGUGUCCAAUUUCAUCAGCUGGUGUCGUCAGGAGCUCUGGAUCAAGGAUGUUCUGAUGUUCGAAACCAACGACAUAGUGGAGAAAUGCAACGAGAAGAACUUUGUGCUGUGCCUGCUGGAGGUGGCGCGGCGCGGGGCCAAGUUCGGCAUGCUGGCCCCGAUGCUGAUCCAGCUGGAGGAGGAGAUCGAGGAGGAGAUCCGGGACCAGGAGAACCAGGGGGAGCCCAGUCCAAGCCUACUUCCAAUAAGCAGGGCUUUCGUUCGCAAGGAGAGUGUAGUUGAUGAACCCGAGCCUGCCCCUUAUGCACAUUGGCAACAGAAACAGAGGGUGCUGUGUGACAUGAGAAACUUAGAUGAGUUGGUGCGGGAGAUCCUGGGCCGCUGCUCCUGCCCCGCCCAGUUCCCAAUGACCAAGGUGUCUGAGGGGAAGUACAAAGUGGGAGACUCCAGCGCUCUGAUUUUCAUACGGGUCCUACGUACUCAUGUGAUGGUGCGUGUGGGCGGGGGAUGGGACACGUUAGAACACUAUCUGGACAAGCAUGACCCCUGCCGCUGUGCCGCCUUCGCUCACCGGUAUCACCAGGCCAAAGCCAGCGGGCAGGGUGCCCACAGCAAGUCCUCCAGCGCCCACUCCUCCCGCUCCACCAGCCCAGGCCCACACUGGCGUAAUGAGGGCAUUGCCCCCUAUAAGCCGCCUGACAGACGUUCCCAGGGCCUGGAGCCUCCGUGUGCACCCUCGUCCACCCGGCCUGGCCACUCCCACCACCCCUCCCUCCCCACGGAGCUCGACUCCAACGCAGGACGCACCCCCCUGCUACCACGACCACCACGGGACCGCUCAGAACCUCGACACUUCAACCCUCUCAGGUCUAAGGACUCGUCAUUGAUGCCAGUGACUCGCCGUCUAUCAGGGGACAGCGACUCCUCUACAGCCUCCUCUAAGGGAGGAGGAGGGGCAGGGGGAGGCCGCUUCUCUCUGGGAGGCACCCGUCGCGCCGGAGAGGAGGUGGUCCUGCUGGUCAACAGGAAGGAGGGGAAGCAUUUGAUCGAAAGGCCUGGAGGAGGAGGAGGUCAGAUCCCAGCCCUGUGCCCCCCAAUGCCCCGCGCACGCAGCCACUCCCGGGAACGCCCUGCCCCUGCUGCCAUCCUCAAACCCAGCCCCCCACAGGGACCCUCUGACGGGCUCAGGACCAGUCGUGGGGACAGAGGCCGCUCUCUGGGGCCCGAAGGCCCCCGCAGGCUCCAGGCCCCGCGUUCCCACAGCCAGGGGAAGAUGCCCAGCCGGAGUCGAACCAACGAUGCCAGCCCUGGAUCUUAUCCCCGUCACGGGGCCUCUCAGCCCCCAUCCUCUGACAGACGAGAGGAGCUGAGGGCCAAACAACUACCCCCUGCCUCCCCCAGAAUCAGUGGAGGUUUCUCCAGGAGACAAUCGUCCUCCUGCUCUAAUUCGCCUAUCAAAGGACUUCAGAGCAGCAGCCCCAGUAAGAAGACUAUGGUGGCUCCCAGGCCCCCUGCUCCACGCUCCCCCUUAGUAGGGAAGAGUAGGCUGCUGCCCCCGGUCUCCCAGGCAGGCCGACGCUCUCCACACUCCACUUCCCCCCGCUCCUCUCACUACCAUGGGCAUGGACCCCGCUCCCCUCGAACCUCCCACGGCCCUCGCUCCAAUGGACAUGGCCACAGGGGGUUGGCCGGCUCUGAGCGACAGGAACCCGAGGAGGAGGGGCUAGGCUAUAAGUUCCAGAUGCUGCCCAAUCUGGACCCCCAGAAGGAGCAGGACCUGUACCGCAGCUUCGAGGCUGAGUUCCUGGCUAACACAGGGCAGGGCAAAGUGGGGCCCAGCAGACCAAAAGGGGGGGGCAGCUUUCAGCUGCCCGCCUCCUCACAUCCACAACAGGGGGUUGGGACCCAAAACCUCCCCACACCUGCCUCUGCUGACCCUAACGUUACUGACUCUGCCUACUCCUCCUCCAACUCCUCCACCUCCUCAAUCAACGUGGGGGGGAAGGUAGAAGCUCUGCCUGACCUCCGGGAGUCCAAGAGAACUAACCCACAUUCCUGUGGAAGACUAGAGAAUACCCUGGCCCCACUGCAUGGCCAUAGCCCGGGCGGAUUAUCUAACGGUGGGCACACAGAACCAGUGCGCUGGAGCGGGCGAGGUGGAGGUCUCAGGAAGCUCCCUGCCAUCUCCAGUUCCAUGGAGGAAGGGGAGCUCCUGUCCUCCUUCCCUAGCCAGAGAGACUCAGAGCUGGGCAUAGCUCUCAGCCAUACCCCCUCACAACUUCCUUUCAACCCCAGGAGCAUGAAUGUGGGCCAUGCCAGUGGUGCUCCAGCAGAGGUGCUGAUGGAGAGCCAGCAGGGUCAGCUGGGCUGGGGCUCAGGGCCUGAGGGAGACGUCCCUCUGGAGGAUCAACAACCAAGCUUCCCCUAUGACCUGGAGGAUGGAGACCCCAACGAUGACCUCCCUCCCCCAGAGUCUUGUCCCUCACCCAUCCCCCUUCCCCCCUCUGAGGACUGCUCCUUCCAGGAAGACUCCUCCAGUGAAAGCUCCUCCAUGUGCUUCAGCCUGAGUGAAUCACGCUCAGAGUCCUCUCCUCCACCUCCCCCGCUAGCCAAUAGGGAUGCUGUUGAUGGUGGUGUGGUCCUCCGGCCGAAGAGGGUAGGUAAGAAGGCUGACAGGAUGCCCUCGAUCUAUAAACUCAAGCUGAGGCCCAGGGUCAGGCCCCGUACAGACAACCGGCCAGAGAACAGCCCAUCACGUAUCCCCACCCCAGUCAGCUACAGAGACCUGCAGGCCAUGGGCAACCUCACCCCUCUCCAUACCCCUACUCCGCCACAGUCCCCUCAGAGCUCACAUUCCAACGGCCACCCAGCCUCACGCAAGGCCCUGCACCAGGCCUUCGGCGACCUAAUCCACCCCCAGUCAUGCUCCACCGCCAUGGGCAGCAGGGACCGCACCUACUCCGUAGAGUCAGGGAGCGGCCUGGACACUGAGGCCUGGAUGUAA